AAUAAUAUUGAGUGUUAAAUGCUGCUAGAUUUUUUUCUUGACUUAAUGUAUGGUUGUAUUCGCUCAUAUAUCCAUCCUCAGCUAAUGCAGGCGUCUUAAACGAGCUCUUUCUCGCUCUGUAAUUUGUUUCUUUUAGGAUAAAUAUGGCAGAAGCGAUUCUAUUUAACACUUCUACUGAAAUUUUGAAGAAGAUAGUUUCCCUUAUUGGUGGAGAAGUACCGUUGUUGUGGAAUUUGAAAAGUAAUUUAAGAAGACUUGAGGGAACCAUGAGCACCCUCAAAGCCGUGCUGUUGGAUGCCGAGACAAAGCAGACUCAAGAUCAUCAGCUGCGUGACUGGCUUGGGAAGCUUAGAGACGUUUUUUAUGAUGCGGAGGACGUUUUAGAAGAAUUCGAAUUUCAUGCUGCCAGGAGGCAACGGAGGACCUCAAUGACAAAGGUACGUCAGUACUUUCCAAGUUGGAGUUCUAUUAAAAUUGGUUACAAGAUCAAGGACAUUAGAGAAAGGUUAGAUGAGAUCGCAGAUGAUAGGCAAAAAUUUCAUCUUGUUGAGAGUCAUGUUGACGUUAGGCGUGUAAUUCCAAAGGAAAGGGAGACAAAUCCCUUCUUCCAAGCGUCUGAGGUCAUCGGAAGAGAGGAGGAUAAAGAAAACGUCAUAAGCUUUUUGAUUCAGCCAACCCAUGUUAAUGUUUCCGUCAUUCCUAUUGUUGGAAUUGGGGGUUUGGGUAAAACUACUCUUUCUAAAAUGGUUUACAAUGAUGAAAUGGUCAGGAGGCACUUUGAAUUGAGAAUGUGGGUUUGUGUCUCAGAUGACUUUGAUGUUAACAGGUUAAUGAAAGAAAUUAUUUAUUCUGCAACACGUAAGGAUUGUGCUAAGUUAAAAGCUGAUCAAAUACCCGAGUGUUUGCAAGAAAUUUUGGGUGGUCGAAAGUUUUUGCUUGUCUUUGAUGAUGUGUGGAAUGAACAACCAAUGAAAUGGAUGAAUUUGAAAAGCCUAUUGUUGAAUGGUGUUAAUGGAAGUAAAAUUAUUGUGAGCACACGUAGUAAAAGAGUUGCUGAUAUAAUGGGCACUAUUCCCCCACAUUUCAUGCAGGGUCUUUCCUUUGAGGACUCUUUAUCAUUGUUCAAGAGGUGCGCAUUUAAAGAUGGAGAAGGGAAAGAUUUUCCAAAGCUUUGUAAAAUUGCAGAGGAAAUUGUGGAAAAAUGUAAAGGAGUUCCGUUAGCUCUAAGAACUUUGGGAAGCUUACUCUUUGCCAACACUGGUGAAGAAGAGUGGUUAAGAAUAAAAGAAAGUGACAUUUGGCAAUUGAAACAGGAGGAGGAAGAUAUCUUACCAGUAUUGAAAUUAAGUUAUGAUUAUUUGUCGUCUCACUUGAAGAAAUGUUUUGCUUACCUUUCCUUAUUUCCGAAGGAUUAUAUUUAUGCAAGUGAUAGCGUGACCCGUCAUUGGAUGGCACAUGGACUUCUUUCAACCUCUAAUAAUGAAUUAGAAGAGGUAGAAGAUGUUGCUGAGAGAUGUAUGAAAGACUUAUGGUCAAGGCUUAAGGAGAUGCCUCGAAAAAUACGAAAGAUGAUCUCGCUUAGACAUGUGGAAAUAACCACACGAGAGCGACAUCUGCGAGAAAAUGGAAUCGAGUGUUUGAGUUCUCUUCAGUAUCUGCUUUUACAUGAAUGCCACCAUCUCGUAACAUUGUCUGAAGGAAUGAAACGCCUCACAAGCCUCCGAGCAUUGUAUAUUGAACGUUGUCCUCUGACCUCAUUGCCAUAUGGUAUCAAGGACCUAAAGAGAUUACAGAAGCUAGUGAUUUCAAGUUGCUUUAAACUUAAUUUGAAGAUGGAAUUUCAAGGAGAAAAUGAAGAUAAUCUUCGGUUGGGAGUUCGAACAUUUAUAAUCAAAAGUUUGCCAUUAUUAGUGGAUUUGCCUCAACUUAUUCUUCAAGGAUCGGCUAACGCUUUGCGGUGCAUGAUGAUUGAAGACUGUCCUAGAUUAGUAGAACUACCAGAGUGGCUGCAAAAUCUCACAUCACUUCAAACACUUGAGAUACUUGAUUGCCCCAAUUUGUCAUGUCUUCCAGAAGGCAUGCAACGCCUUACAGCCCUCAGAAAACUGAAGAUUGGAGGCUGUCCUGCUUUGAGUGAAAGCUGCAGACGUGAUAAGUCCAAGACUGCUCAUGUUACAAAGGUUCAUCUUGAUGAAUAAAUGUCAAAGCUCUGCAUCAUGAUCCCGCUAGUUUCCUGUAUCCAGGUUCACAUGACUCCACUUCUUUGUUUUCUAUUCUCAUCUGGGUUGUAUUUUAAUUAGAGUAGCGUUAUGUGCUUAAAUAAUGUGCACAAAUUUAUACCCAAACAAUGACUUGAUACCACGUGAUUUGAUAGUUUUAAAUUAGAAAUAAAAUAAUACCUAAUUACAUGGAGACAUGUCAUUGUAUGUGUAUAAAGUUUUGCGCAUAGUUUUGUUGUUUUAUUUAACUGUUUGUUUUGCAUGCUUGGAUAUCUUAGUUUAUCUUUGUACUGUGAUAAUUAGUGUGCUAUGUUUCAUUACAUCCCCUUACUUUUUCUGUGUUUUUUUUUUUUAAAUUAAA
Molecule: messenger RNA, 2580 nt
Organism: Mangifera indica (mango)
Lineage: Eukaryota; Viridiplantae; Streptophyta; Magnoliopsida; Sapindales; Anacardiaceae
Product: putative disease resistance protein RGA4
Exons: 2
Coding region: 144-2198 (684 amino acids)
Biological process (GO): defense response to fungus
Molecular function (GO): ADP binding
Source: RefSeq, a predicted model, not a curated record